CAGGGCCUCGCUCUUGGUCGCGCCCAGCAACACUCCGGCCUGAGGGAGGGGGCGCGCUUUCUUCCUGCCAUGGUUCAUCCCGAUGAAACCACCACCUUGGUAGGGGAAGAGGCAAACCGGAUCUUGGACCCUCUUUACCAAGACGAGGUCUUCAAGACCUCUCUGCCACGCGAAAUUGUGUUACAUUUUCGUACUCCUCUGCUACAGCCACUCUGCUCAACGUUUUCCCUCCCCGAUUCCGCCUUCCCCGGAGCCUCCCUUACAAAGAUGGCGGCAAGCGCACUUCCGGCGGGUGUCCUACGGUUGUAUAGACAUGGAGACCGAUCCCCAGUGAAGACAUAUCCCAAGGACCCCCAUCAGGAAGAGGAAUGGCCACAGGGUUUCGGUCAGCUCACCAAGGAAGGGAUGCAGCAGCACUGGGAGCUGGGCCAGGCUCUGCGACAGCGCUACCAUGGCUUCCUAAAUGCCUCUUACUGCCGGCAAGAGGUUUAUGUGCGCAGCACAGACUUUGACCGCACCCUCAUGAGUGCAGAGGCCAACCUGGCUGGACUCUUCCCUCCUGACGGGACGCAGCGCUUCAACCCGAACAUAUCCUGGCAGCCCAUCCCUGUGCACACUGUGCCCCUCGCCGAGGACAGGCUGCUGAAGUUCCCCCUGGGCCCGUGUCCCCGUUACGAGCAGCUGCAGAAUGAGACCCGGCAGACAGCAGAGUAUCAGAAUGAGAUUGCCCAGAACACACAAUUUCUGGCCAUGGUGGCCAACGAGACAGGGCUCGCCGACCUGACCCUGGAGACCGUGUGGAACGUGUAUGACACUCUCUUCUGUGAGCAAACCCACGGGCUACUGCUGCCUCCCUGGGCCUCGGCCCAAACCAUGCAGCGACUGAGCCGCCUGAAGGACUUCAGCUUCCGCUUCCUCUUCGGCAUCCACGAGCAGGCAACGAAGGCCCGGCUUCAGGGGGGAGUCCUGCUGGCUCAGAUACGGAAGAACUUGACCCUCAUGGCAACCACCUCCCAGCUCCCUAAGCUGCUGGUCUACUCUGCGCACGACACGACCCUGGUUGCUCUGCAGAUGGCCCUGGAUGUCUAUAAUGGCGCACAGGCUCCCUAUGCUUCCUGCCACAUAUUUGAACUAUACCAGGAAGACAGUGGCCUGUCUCUCCCGUCGGCCCCAGGAAUUUCUCAGUGGAGAUGUACUUCCGGAAUGAAAGUCGGAAGGCUCCCUGGCCCCUGCUCCUGCCUGGCUGCCCUCACCGGUGCCCACUGCAGGACUUCCUUCGCCUCACAGAGCCCGUCGUGCCCAAGGACUGGCAGCAGGAGUGCCAGCUGGCAAACAGUACUGCAGACACAGUGAUCCCUUCCAUUGUGUAACUGAGAGUGAGAGCAGCCAGGAGAGGACUUCUCCAUCACAGACCACCAGCUCACCUGUCCCAGCUCUUCUCCACAGGACCUGUGACACCUGUGUCCCCUUCCCCACGGAUCACAGCUAUUCUAAAGCCAAUGAAGCCAUCUCUCCAGCUGUCGUUUCUGAUUCCUUUGGUGUAGAAUUUUCCUGAGAGUUGCCUGGACACUGGCUUCACUUCCUCACUUCCAUCCUCACUCGAGACUGACAUUACCGUCUUCUGUCUCCCUCUUGUCAAGUGACCAGUUCUUAGCAGCUUCUGUCACCGUUCAGCGGCAUCCCAGAACUGAUCAGUCCUUGCGCAGACACUUUCUUGGUAACUGGGGGUAUAGCUCAGUGGCAGAGCACAUGCGAGGCCCUGGGUUCUAUUCCUGUAAUUGCAGGAAAAACAAAACCUCCACUCUCUUGGAUUCUCCUGGUUUUCUCCUAACCUCCGGGCAGCUCCCUUGCCGCUGCUCCUCCCCACUGACCAGGGGACAGCACAGGGCCAGUCCCUAUCACUCUGCCCUUCUGCGACUCCCAGUGACCUCAUCCCGCCGUGCUGAGCUCUUUGUGUUACAACACAGACUCGCAGCCUCAUCCCCGAGCUGCUUGUGCCCCCAGCUGCUGACUCCAGGCCUCUCUGUGGAGGUCCAGUGAGUGGGCGGGACAUGAGCACAUCCUCAGGGGCUCCCAGUUAGUCAGUGCUGUGUCCAUCACUUAGGAGUCUUAGGCAGUGUCCUGCUUCUACCCACGUCUAAGCCACUAGCAGAUCCUCUGCUCAGCCUUUGCAAUACUCGCUCUCACCUCCCUGUUCCAACCCUGUCCUGCUCGUCACAGUUGCCGAAGAACCUCCUGGUAUUCUUUCUGGUUCUGUUCUUGUCCCUGCUAGUCUUUCAGCGCAGCAGAGUUCGUUUCUAAGAAAUGUCAGUUGGCCGCGUUGCCAUCCUCCUAGGCCUCCCAGUGGCUUCCUGCCACACAAGUCCAAGUUCUCUGCCUCGACCUGCCAGGUCCCACUUAGCCCAGGGAUGCUGACUUUCUUUUGACCUUAGGUCACACCAAGCUCAUUCCCAAGCCAGGGCCUCUUGCAUCUGCUUCCUGACUCCCCACCUCCCACUCAAACAUUCUUAGAUCUAUUAUUCUUUUUUUGGGGGGGAUACCGAGGAUCGAACUCGGGCCCUUGCACUUGCGAGGCAGUCAGUGGAGCCACUGAGCUAAAUUCCCAAACCUGUUAGUCUUUUGUUUUAUGCUUCUAGGGUUUAGACCCAGGGCCUUUGCGCUGAGUCUCAUCCUCAGUCCCUACCCGCUUUUUCAAUUUUGAGACAGAGUCUAAGUCUCUUGAGCUGUCCAGGCUGGACUCGAACUUGUGAACCUCCUGCCACAGCCUCUGGGGGCUGGAAUUACAGGUCUGUGUCAUCAUGCCCAGCUUCUGCUCUCAGGUCUGUGUGUGUCCCUCGUUGACACCCGGUCUUUGCUCAUUGGUGAUGCCUUUCCGGGCUGACCUACCGUGCUUAAUAACAGUCAUCACUAGUGUGUCCUUCCUGUCCCCUGCUUGUGUCAGAGCUCCUCCCAGAGUGAACUCCAUGGCACAGGGACUGUCUGUCCCGUUGUCAGAGUAGCACCUGGCCUGAGGUAGCUGCCCGAUGCUUGCAGGGUGAACGCUAAUG
Fukomys damarensis (Damara mole-rat) is the source of this 3047-nucleotide messenger RNA. RefSeq names its product acid phosphatase 2, lysosomal (gene Acp2). Gene Ontology annotation, biological process: lysosome organization; dephosphorylation. The record is from RefSeq and is a predicted model, not a curated record. Lineage: Eukaryota; Metazoa; Chordata; Mammalia; Rodentia; Bathyergidae. Bases 70 to 1353 code for a protein of 427 amino acids. Gene Ontology annotation, cellular component: lysosome. The transcript is spliced from 11 exons. Gene Ontology annotation, molecular function: acid phosphatase activity.